Molecule: messenger RNA, 591 nt
Organism: Volvox carteri f. nagariensis
Lineage: Eukaryota; Viridiplantae; Chlorophyta; Chlorophyceae; Chlamydomonadales; Volvocaceae
Exons: 4
Coding region: 1-591 (196 amino acids)
Source: RefSeq, a predicted model, not a curated record
AUGGAAGAGCAUGGGAAAGAAGUAGGAAGCUUGUCACCGCCAACCACUAGAACACGCGACAGCCAAGCCAGCCCUGCGGCCAUACUGACGAUUGCUUUAGCAAGUGGCAUCGGAUACUGUUCCUGGAAGUUAUGGAAACGCUGGCAAGACGGGAAAAAGGACGAGCGCGACCUUCAUCCCGCCGGGUCACCUCGCCAGGAGAAUGCGACGAAGAGCAGGAGCAAGGGCAGCUCCUUUACCUUUGACAAGCAGCCCAAGUCCACCACAGCCAAUGUCAGCAGCAGCAGCAGCACCACCACCAACAACAACAGCAACAACCGCAGACCCUCCAGGCAAGACCAGAAGCCCAAAUCCCAGAAGCAAUUACGGAAGGAGGCGAAGCAAGCCAAGAAGGCGGCCCGCGAGCUGGCUGCUCGGGAUGCGGAGGGCGCCGCACUGGCGGCCACCAUCGCCAAGCGUGCCAAGGACUUGGGGCUUGGGCAGCAACAGCAGCCGGAGCCGCAAAAACAGUACUACGUGGACUAUGAGGGCGUCACGAAGGCGUACGACAAGAUCGUGGAAUGGCAGCAGACCGGCAAGAAGAAGUUCUGA